GUAAUAAUGGGUGAUUUAACUCAUUUUCCAUCUGUAUAUCGAAGCCGCAUCCCUAUAUACAACAGCAACCUCCACUCUCACUCCCAUUACUUCCCUACUCCCAACACUCUCUAAACCCUAGCGGCACCAAUUCCAAUACAAACUCUCUCUCUGUACAGAUCAUGGCCGAUCCUGAGCACCACGAAGAGGAGGAGACACCAGUCGUCGGCGAUGACGAAGAUACCGGAGCUCAAGUCGCUCCCAUCGUCAAACUAGAGGAGGUUGCCGUCUCAACCGGUGAAGAAGACGAAGAGGCCAUUCUAGAUCUCAAAUCGAAGCUUUACCGUUUCGACAAGGAUGGAAAUCAGUGGAAGGAGAGAGGUGCUGGUACUGUUAAGUUCUUGAAGCAUAAGGCUACCGGUAAAGUUAGGCUUCUCAUGAGGCAAUCCAAAACCCUCAAGAUCUGCGCCAAUCAUCUCAUUUUGGCUACGAUGAAUGUCCAAGAACAUGCUGGGAACGAGAAAUCUUGCGUUUGGCAUGCUAGGGAUUUUGCUGAUGGUGAACUUAAGGAUGAACUUUUCUGCAUUCGUUUUCCAUCUAUUGAAAAUUGCAAAAGCUUUAUGGAAACAUUCCAAGAAGUUGCUGAGUCCCAGAAGGCAGAGGAAGAAGAAGAUGCAUCUGCUGCAGCUGGUCUUGUUGAGAAAUUGAGUGUUGAAGAGAAGACUGCUGAUGCAGAGAAGAAAGACGAAGAGAAGUCUGAGGAAAAAACUGGUGAGGCAAGUAAGGCAGAUGCAGAUAAAAAAGUUGAAGAUCCCACUUCCUCUGCUUGAGUAUUAUUAUUUAUUCAUAUUUCAUACUACUUUGCAAUCUGACAAGGUUGUGGUCGAUGUUUUUGCCGUCCAUGUCUUUGGAUACUGUCAUACUUAUAGUCGUCAGAUUGUCACUGUCCUGCAACUGAGCUGUUUGUGUCCUCUUGAGUUUUUAUCAGCAAAGCUAAAUUAGGGUUGGGUGUGAAUUUUGAGGCUUGAACUAGUUCAGCUUUCUUGGGGUCUUGGAGUUUUUACUGUUAUAGUUAUUUUUAUUCUACCUUUGUAUUUGUUGCGAGUAAUGAGUCGUGUUGGUUGGGAGGCCGCAGUCCAGAAUGGUAAAGUCAUAAACAAAGGUUUUGGAUACAAUUUGUUUGAGUUUCACAUUUUGGCUAAAAUAUAUUCAGUCUUUUAUUUUUUU
Messenger RNA from Cicer arietinum (chickpea), 1206 nucleotides. RefSeq names its product ran-binding protein 1 homolog b-like. The record is from RefSeq and is a predicted model, not a curated record. Lineage: Eukaryota; Viridiplantae; Streptophyta; Magnoliopsida; Fabales; Fabaceae. Gene Ontology annotation, cellular component: cytoplasm; nuclear pore. Gene Ontology annotation, molecular function: GTPase activator activity. Gene Ontology annotation, biological process: nucleocytoplasmic transport.